Messenger RNA from Aspergillus eucalypticola CBS 122712, 600 nucleotides. RefSeq lists its product as uncharacterized. The record is from RefSeq and is a predicted model, not a curated record. NCBI's taxonomy places the organism in Eukaryota, Fungi, Ascomycota, Eurotiomycetes, Eurotiales, Aspergillaceae. Bases 1 to 600 code for a protein of 199 amino acids. The transcript has 6 exons.
AUGGGGACACGGCAUGGCAGCCUUGAAGAAAACAUUGCAACCGCGCGCGCAUUGAAGCCGCUCGCAGGCAGUCAGACUUUAGUCCCCGACCCGGACUGCAACUGGCCAAUACGGGCUGCCUUGCUGAGGCUAAUCCCUGUUCUGUGUUUCAGACAACCCCAUCCCCGUGCGGGCGACCAGGGGGGCACUGGGUCAGCCAUGGCAGAGGAGGGGGCCCCUGUAAUGGUGGUGUCGACCCACUUGGUUCUGCUGACAGUGCAUGCCAUUUUGGUCACCUGUUCUACUAGCCAUCUUAGGAAGAGAAUGGACUGGCCUGGAUGCUCAAAAGAGUGUUGGAAUGAGGUCAUCUCGUUCGGAUUCAUCCUCCAGGGGAGCUGGGGGGUCAAAGCUACAAGGAAUAAUGGUCUGGACUCAUCACUCUCGUACUUCCGGAGAGGGAUAUUUAUGCUGGAUCAUUUUGCUCUUGACGUAACUGUUUACAAACUUCCCUCUUCGAUACUGCCAAUCCCCAAUCCAGCUGAGAUACCCCUCGCUCACCCAUCACAUCGGUUCAGGUCACCCUCUAACCAUGGUGUGUCGAAACCGGGGCACAUUAGCUGA